Messenger RNA from Coregonus clupeaformis (lake whitefish), 4239 nucleotides. RefSeq names its product mucin-5AC. Gene Ontology annotation, biological process: regulation of DNA-templated transcription. The record is from RefSeq and is a predicted model, not a curated record. Bases 664 to 4101 code for a protein of 1145 amino acids. Lineage: Eukaryota; Metazoa; Chordata; Actinopteri; Salmoniformes; Salmonidae. Gene Ontology annotation, molecular function: nuclear retinoic acid receptor binding. The transcript has 4 exons.
UCAAGAUCGUCGACGUUUUAUGAACGUUGUUUUGGUCUGUUCUGUUCGCCCUCUGGGUUUAAUGGAUAUGAGAGAAAUAGACUGAUACAUUGAUUUCUACGGUUUGAUACAGAUACCGGUCUCAUUUGAGUCUUGCAAACAGCCUUUUAUAAGCGGAAUUCUGACGCUAUUGACGAAAUUGAAUUAUUCAAUUUCUUGAACGUGCACCCUGGUAACGUUUCACGGAAGUGUAACGCAAAAAAAGGAAAUCCACGGAAAUUGAUUGAAGAUAGCCAGCUGACUAGCUAGCAUAUAGCUAACGUUAGUUUUGGAAAGUGAAACUAUUUUCCAGGAGAAAGUAGUGCCUACCAGUGAUGUAAUGUAAGUUAGGUGAGUUAGCUAUUUAGACAGUAAUUCAUAGAAAAGCAACGUAACUAGCGUUACCCUGAGCUGCUCAAUCACUGAGACCGAGAGCUCUAGGCUAACUAGCUAACGUUAGAUGGCGCAGCCGUCGAGAAACGACGUUACCAGAUAUUAGAUAGCCUACGACGUUACCAUAUUUUUAUGUUAGGCAUGCGUGCGAUUGAUAUAAACUACAACAAGGGGUUCCCCCUGCUUUUUGGCGCUUCACACUGCUGACUUUGUCUGGUUCGAUAGGCAAGUUAGCUAUCUACCUUGGAUAGCAUGAGUAACUUGAAUCUCGCAUACAGUAAUCCAAGUAAAACGAUGGCAUCUCAAGGCACGUGUCUCAGUGGGACAGGUGUCUUUUACCAAGCGAUGCCAGCUGUGGGAAGUGAUGGGAGAAAUGUUAUGAAACUAAUCCCUGUUCAAAAAGUCAACGGACAGUUUGUUCGAUCACCAACAAGCACUAUGAAGGAUAUUGCUGAACCUCAACGAGAUCUUACCUUGGACGUGCCAUCAAUUUCGAAGAUUAACAUGUCUACUUUGGGACCCACAGCUAAAGGACAAUCUGUGAAUAAAAGGCAAUUUUACAUGAGUACCUCUCCAAAUCCAACCAAUCUGACAGGAAUAUAUCAUUCAGUGAGCAUCCAGACUCCUAUAGUAACAACAAAAGUAGCCCAAAGUGCGGUAUCCUUGACAUCACCUGAGCUAACACUUUUGAAUAAGGAACAGCUGCCAGUCACUGUGAAAUCUCCAGCGCUUCCAAAUGGACAAUACCUUCAAAUUCCCCCUAAUGCUCAAGUGAAAACCCUUCCAGCAUCCGCACUCCCCCCAGCCAUAAAGAGACAGAUAUUUACUUCAUCAACGAGCUGUGCCUCAAAUUCAAAUUUGCCAAUGGUUCUUUAUGUGUCCCCUGUCCAAACCAUGAAACCAGGUGGUACUCCAUUAUGUCCAACAUCUCAGAAGACAGCCCUCUCCCUCAGCCGACUUCCAAGGUCAUCUGGCCAGACACUUUCUACAUGCUCUUCGACAGGCUCAACACCGUGUUCUACUACUGCUAAGGAUGGCAAAAGACCGGUCACUCCUAUUAAGUGGGUGAUUGAGGAGGCGGAUGGCUCACCUGCUCCAUGCCUUGUUCCUGUGAAUUCCUCUUCUAUGACCUCAGAUAUUCUGAAAACUCUGGCAGAGAUGGAAAAAGGCACCAAAACCUGUGAAAACACAGCAAAAAAGUGUUCACCUUCCCAAGAGAGUCAGACAAAAAUUGGCCAAGAGAAGGACAAUGCCUUAGUGAUGUACAAUGGGAAGGUGUAUUUUGUAGCCAAGAAAACCCCUGAGCUUUGUAACCGACCAUCAAAGCCCUUGGAGGCCAGUAGGAACAUGGGUGACUCCACCACACAGGCAGCAGAAAGUGUUGGAUUCAAUCAGAGAAUCAGCUUACCGCCCUCCCUACCCUUAAGCGCCUCAUUUGGAUCACAAUUGUCAAAUAAAACCAGACCAGAUCCUAAACACAUUGUUAUACCAGAUGACAUCAUUGACCUCUGUGACGAUGAUCCACAGGAUGACCUUACAUGCCAGGCAAUAUCAACAAGGGGCGUAACAAGGCAACCUGAAGUCGAUGAGGACGAAGACUCCAAUGUAAUAUUUGUCUCAUACCUUCCACCCAAAACGGUGUCUAAAGUAGUUGAAGGAGACAAAGAAAUGGCUUAUAUGCUGAAUGACUUGGAAGCUGAACAAGAAAUGUUAUGCAGUCAAGAUCAUUUGAAUGGCCAGGUAGUGGAUAGUCAGAAGAAAGUAUCUGGCCUGUCAAUAGAAAAGUGUCAGAGCAUUGCCACUGCCCAAGACAUGGCAGGCUUUCAAGGUAGUGCAACAGGCCUAGAGUUGAACUCCCGUCAGCAAAACAUCACUGGUCAGUAUAGGAAAAUACUGCAAAGAUUUCAUGGCCGUGCAACUGGAAUCCGAAUAGAGAACAUUCAGGGUAAUGCCACUAGCAAGGAAAUGGGAAGCAGUCGUCCCAGUGCUUCAACCCAAGAAAUGGGGAGCGUCCAGGAUGAUGCCACUGACCAGGGGAUUGGAAACAGUCAGCACCAUGCCGCCACGCAAGAAAUGGACAACAUUCCUGGAAGUACCUCUCUCCAAACAGAAAUGGAGACUCACAAAGAAAAGAGCUCAUCAGAUCCCAUCCCUGAGCAGCGGACUUCUGUGUUGGACAUGAAAUCCUUGGAAACUUGUGAUCGCCUGCUGAAACAGAUGUUUGGGAUCACAUCUGAUGUGAAAAUAUGUUUGGAGAGGGUUGAUGCUAAACCCAAGGCUAUCCCUAAAGUGUUUCCUCGGAUUGGGACCACAAACAAACGUACCAUAGAGGCUAUUCGCAAAUUGUUACAGGGAUCAAACAUUUUGGUAAAAAGGAGGGAACACGAGGUCUCUGCAACUAGGAAUGAUGAUAGUUGCCCAAUAGAUGCUAAAAGACUGAAAAUAGGAAAAGUUGAAAAUGCAUCUGAAAGUUCAGAAAACACAGAGCCCCUCACCAGUCCAACUCCUCAGCUGGAAAUGCAGCCCCUCACCAGUCCAACUCCUCAGCUGGAAAUGCAGCCCCUCACCAGUCCAACUCCUCAGCUGGAAAUGCAGCCCCUCACCAGUCCAACUCCUCAGCUGGAAAUGCAGCCCCUUACCAGUCCAACUCCUCAGCUGGAAAUGCAGCCCCUUACCAGUCCUACUCCUCAGUUGGAAAUGCAGCCCCUCACCAGUCUUACUCCUCAGUUGGAAAUGCAGCCCCUCACCAGUCCAAGUCCUCAGUUGAAAAUGCAGCCCCUCACCAGUCUUACUCCUCAGUUGGAAAUGCAGCCCCUCACCAGUCCAAGUCCUCAGUUGAAAAUGCAGCCCCUCACCAGUCUUACUCCUCAGUUGGAAAUGCAGCCACUCACCAGUCCAAGUCCUCAGUUGAAAAUGCAGCCCCUCACCAGUCUUACUCCUCAGUUGGAAAUGCAGCCCCUCACCAGUCCAAGUCCUCAGUUGAAAAUGCAGCCCCUCACCAGUCCAACUCCUCAGCUGGAAAUGUUAUCUGAUGCUGAACACAUAUUUGGGUAUGAGGAACCGACUGUCAAUUAUUUAAUUUCCACCGAAAUUGAAACAGGGGUCCCUUCUAAACCUCUGCCAGAUCUCAAUCCAGUACAUAUUUCAAAAAGAAGCUCAAAGUCACCCGUUCCAUCUGUCCACCCACAAACAAACACUGAAGCUAUGGAUUGCGCUCCUGGGCACUUAUGUGGCACAGCAAGCAACAUAAAGCCUAACUCUAGAAAAAGAAGGGGAAAAGGGAGAAGAUGCACUGCGUGUCCAUGUGGGGUGACUGGAACACUAGUACAAGACAAAGCAAUGAGCUCAUCAUCCACUUCACAAGAGGGGCCUAGUUCAUCUAAACCACCGAACACCAGGACCUCAGAUGGCAGUACCUGUGCAAUUGCAAUAUCAGCUAAACAAAAGCGUAGAAAGUCCACAAAGGCUCAAAUGGAAGAUAAAGAGCAAACAUCUGUGGAGAUCCAAUGUCCUUCAAAUGUGAGUGAGAAGGGAAGUAGUACAGCUGGAGAGAUCCCAACCAGUUAUCUCUGCUCUACAGCACCCAUGGACCCUGAAGAAAUCAAGCGUCAUGAGAGAAUCAAACGACUGAAAGAACUCUUGAAGGAGAAGGAGGCUGCUCUUGCAAUGAUUAGAAAGAACAUGGGCUGAGUUAGACUGAAUCGCUUUCCAAAUUCCAAUGUGUUGCAUAAGUUCAGCCUUGUAGAACUCUUAUUUUAAUUGUCAUAUUUACAGUGCAUUCGGAAAGUAUUCAGACCCGUUGACUUUUUCCACAUUUUGUUACGUUAC